This is a messenger RNA of Mangifera indica (mango), 1658 nucleotides long. RefSeq names its product glucan endo-1,3-beta-glucosidase 12-like. Gene Ontology annotation, biological process: carbohydrate metabolic process. The transcript has 2 exons. NCBI's taxonomy places the organism in Eukaryota, Viridiplantae, Streptophyta, Magnoliopsida, Sapindales, Anacardiaceae. Gene Ontology annotation, molecular function: hydrolase activity, hydrolyzing O-glycosyl compounds. Bases 132 to 1493 code for a protein of 453 amino acids. Gene Ontology annotation, cellular component: plasma membrane. The record is from RefSeq and is a predicted model, not a curated record.
UGUCAAGCAAAAACUGUAGUUCAAAUUUAGCUGAAAUCGGGAGCUAGCUUGAUUCAGGUUAGGCCUUUCUCUUAUAUCUACUUUUCCAAACAAGAUCAACAACUCAACCUCUGACUCUCACUUCUGCAACCAUGGCUCUUCCUCUACUCCUCCUCCUCCUUCCUCUUCUCAGCCCGUUCCAAAACGUCGUCGGAGUGGGCAUAAACUAUGGUACUCUAGGCAACAACCUUCCAUCGCCAAAGAAAGUAGCUCAACUCCUUCAAUCCACCCUCAUAAACAAGGUCAAAAUCUAUGAUACUAACCCCGAAAUCCUCCAAGCCUUUGCCAACACCGGCAUUGACCUAAUCGUCGCUGUCGAAAACCACCACGUGUCGAACAUCAGCUCUAACUCGUCGGCCGAUGAGUGGCUGUCCACACGUGUCCUGCCCUUCAUUCCCGCCACUUCCAUUGUCGCCAUUGCCGUGGGUAACGAGUACUUAACAACUGAUAAGGUCGACCCUAAAGCUCUAGUCCAAGCAUUGCAAAACCUCCACGCAGCUUUAUUGAAACGAGGCCUUGAACGUAAAAUCAAGGUCACAACGCCACAUAGUAUGGCCGUUCUUGCUGCUUCAUUUCCUCCCUCAGCUUCCACUUUUGCCCCUGAACUUGCCCCGACGAUGGGCUCUAUAUUAGGGUUUUUAUCUGACACUGGAGCGCCAUUCAUGAUCAAUGCGUACCCAUAUUUUGCCUACAGGGCGAACCCCAGUACGGUCGAUAUGGAGUAUGCUUUACUGGGUAAUGCCACCAGGGUAAAUGACCCUAAAGGGUUCGUUUAUACCAACAUGUUGGAUGCGCAAAUUGAUUCUGUUAGGUCUGCCAUUAAUGCCUUAGGGUUUAGUGAUGGGUCAGUAAAGAUUACUGUUUCUGAAUCUGGGUGGCCCUCCAAAGGUGAGCCUGGGGACAUGGCGGCCACUCCGCAAAAUGCAAAGACUUACAAUACUAGGUUGAUAGAACGUGCACAGUCAAGUAAAGGGACACCCAUGAGGCCAAAGGAGAAGAUUGAUAUAUUUGUGUUUGCUUUGUUCAAUGAGAACAAGAAAGAAGGGGAUGUUACAGAGAGGAAUUUUGGGAUUUUUAAUGGGGAUGGUUCUAAGGUGUAUGAAGUUGAUUUGAGUUGCCAGUUUUGUAGUAAUGGAGGAGGGUCAUUUGAGAAAAUGUCAAGUGGAGUUGCCAGAGGACCGUCUGUUUGGUGCGUUGCUAAACCACAUGCAGAUGAAAAAGUUCUUCAAAGUGUUCUAGAUUUUUGCUGUGGACCUGGCGGUGUUGAUUGCAGAGAAAUUUACAAGACGGGUGAUUGCUUUGAGCCUGAAAAGCUUCAUGCUCAUGCUUCUUAUGCCAUGAAUGCUUACUAUCAGAAGCAUGGAAGGAACUACUGGAACUGCGAUUUCAAGGGCACUGGCCUUGUUACCUUCAGUGAUCCAAGUUACGGCACCUGCCUGUAUCCUCAGCAGUGAUUUGGCAAGGAAGGAUGUGGUUGACAGCUCCUUAGUUUGUAGUGUUUGUCAGUAUAUUUGACACUUUUUAACAGUUGCUUACUUUGGUGUUCAUUGUUUGUAUGUCUGGCAAAAUGGGUUGAGAACCGAAAAGCUUUAUAAAAGAAGCUUUUGAAAUUUGGUUGA